Lontra canadensis (Northern American river otter) is the source of this 1703-nucleotide messenger RNA. It is a transcript of the gene AGPAT3, whose product is annotated as 1-acylglycerol-3-phosphate O-acyltransferase 3. Gene Ontology annotation, molecular function: 1-acylglycerol-3-phosphate O-acyltransferase activity. Gene Ontology annotation, cellular component: endomembrane system; endoplasmic reticulum. The transcript has 9 exons. The record is from RefSeq and is a predicted model, not a curated record. Bases 204 to 1334 code for a protein of 376 amino acids. NCBI's taxonomy places the organism in Eukaryota, Metazoa, Chordata, Mammalia, Carnivora, Mustelidae.
UCCGUCCUGCCGUGUCGCCGUCAGCAGGAUGUCUGCCGCCAGCGCCCCUGGGGCCCCUGCUCACAUCAGAUCGGCCGCGGGCCGGGGAACCACCCAGACACGCUCGUCCAGGCCGCGUCUACAGCGGGAGCCCGGGGGAGCGGGGAGUCCUAGUGACUGCUGUUCUCAGUGAAGGACCCUGCGCCCGCUCCUGAGCAGCGGCCAUGGGCCUGCUCGCCUACCUGAAGACCCAGUUCGCGGUGCACCUGCUCAUCGGGUUCGUGUUCGUGGUCAGCGGGCUGGUCAUCAACUUUGUCCAGCUGUGCACGCUGGUCCUCUGGCCCGUCAACAAGCAGCUCUACCGCCGGCUGAACUGCCGCCUCGCCUACUCGCUGUGGAGCCAGCUGGUUAUGCUGCUGGAGUGGUGGUCCUGUACGGAAUGCACGCUGUUCACGGACCAGGCCACGGUCGACCGUUUCGGCAAGGAGCACGUGGUCAUCAUCCUCAACCACAACUUCGAAAUUGACUUCCUCUGCGGGUGGACCAUGUGUGAGCGCUUUGGCGUGCUGGGGAGUUCCAAAGUCCUCGCAAAGAGGGAGCUGCUUUACGUGCCCCUCAUCGGCUGGACGUGGUACUUCCUGGAGAUCGUGUUCUGCAAGCGGAAAUGGGAGGAGGACCGGGACACCGUCAUCGAGGGGCUGAUGCGCUUGUCCGACUACCCGGAGUACAUGUGGUUUCUCCUGUACUGUGAGGGCACACGCUUCACGGAGAAGAAGCACCGCGUCAGCAUGGAGGUGGCCCUGUCCAAGGGGCUCCCCGUCCUCAAGUACCACCUGCUGCCUCGUACCAAGGGCUUCACCACGGCGGUCCAGUGCCUGCGAGGGACAGUUGCAGCGGUCUAUGACGUCACGCUGAACUUCCGAGGAAAUAAGAACCCGUCUUUGCUGGGAAUCCUCUACGGGAAGAAGUACGAGGCCGACAUGUGUGUGAGGCGGUUUCCUCUGGAAGAGAUCCCACUGGAUGAGAAGGAAGCGGCCCAGUGGCUUCAUAAACUGUACCAGGAGAAGGACGCCUUGCAAGAGAUGUACAACCAGAAGGGCACGUUCCCAGGACAGCAGUUCAAGCCCCCGCGCCGGCCCUGGACGCUCCUGAACUUCCUGUCCUGGGCCACCGUCCUCCUGUCUCCUCUCUUCAGUUGUGUCUUGGGCGUCUUUGCAAGUGGCUCGCCCCUCCUGAUCCUGACGUUCCUGGGGUUUGUCGGGGCAGCGUCCUUUGGAGUCCGCCGGCUGAUAGGAGUAACUGAAAUUGAAAAAGGCUCUAGCUACGGAAACCAGGAAUUUAAGAAAAAGGAGUAAUUGCCGGCGGUGAUGGCGCACACGUAACCUGACGGUGGUGUCCAUUAACUCGAUUAGACACAGAACAACACACACAUCGGAACAAAAGACCCUUAGAAAUGAUUUUUCUUAAUAACUGGUGACUAAUAUUGACCAGGAAACCUUGAGCCAAGAGCGAAGCCGACAGAGGCCCCUGCAGAGGAAGACUCUGGCCGCACCCCUGCGUGGGGGCCGAGUCCACCACGGAGCCGGGCGCAGGGGCCGUGUGUGUGCGGGGGCGGAGGGUGGCCACGCCCGGGUCACGGGUCCCACCCCGAUGUCAUCUCCAGAGAAUUCUGCUGCCAGAGGGGGCCUUUGGACGCUUUCUCUGCUUAAACUUAGAUCCCAUUU